This is a messenger RNA of Mytilus californianus (California mussel), 2567 nucleotides long. Its product is annotated as prolyl 4-hydroxylase subunit alpha-1-like. Gene Ontology annotation, biological process: peptidyl-proline hydroxylation to 4-hydroxy-L-proline. Gene Ontology annotation, molecular function: procollagen-proline 4-dioxygenase activity; protein binding; iron ion binding. Gene Ontology annotation, cellular component: endoplasmic reticulum. The coding region runs from base 421 to 2028 and encodes 535 amino acids. The transcript has 13 exons. Lineage: Eukaryota; Metazoa; Mollusca; Bivalvia; Mytilida; Mytilidae. The record is from RefSeq and is a predicted model, not a curated record.
GUGUAUGCAACAUCUGUUAAUGUUUAUUGAUUAAGACUUUUCUAGAUUUGACGCUCGUACCUUCUACGAAUUUUCAUACAUUAAAUCUUUAAUCAAAUCGGAUUUGUUCAAUUUGUUGAAAGUUGAAACAUUGCCUUUACGUGACACUCAAUGGAAAAGUUUUGUGACGUUGCACUGAAUUCAUAUUUUCUAACAGAGAGACUUUUAACGUGUAAAAGUGACUUAUAAUUAAGUGACAAAAAGACAGUUUAUCCGUAUAAACUGAAACUAUCGAAUUCAUUAGUUUGUUUAUGCUUACAGUAAUAUUACAAACAGUGCUGAUAUUUCAAGUGCAUUGAUUAAAUAAUUCGCUUGGACUGUUCGGAGUAACAAACGGAAAGCUGUAUAUUUUUUUUACUUAUUCUUAAAGAAACAUACUAAAUGGAAAUGUACUUUUAUACUUUAUUUUAUAUAUUAUUCACAUAUGUACGUUGUGAACUUUUUACAUCGCUAGCUACUAUGGAACAUGGUUUGAUGGCAGAACAAAAUAUGGCUGAUAAAAUCAGAGAAUAUAUUUCCAAAGAAAAAGAAAGACUACAUGCAUUAGAUAGAUUAGCCGAUUCCUUUGAUGAACACAGUCGGCUAGGUUUAAAGAACCCCAAUGCUUACCUUGGAAACCCUAUCAAUGCAUUCUUAUUUGUUAAAAAGUUUACAAUUGAUUGGGAAAAAUACGUUGAGGAGUCAAUAAAACACAAACAGACACAAGUUACAACAGAAUUUAAUACUGAUCUAGAUCGCUUACGAAAGAGAUUGCCAGAUGAAGAAGAUCUUACUGGAUCGGUUCAAGCUAUACUUCGAUUACAAGACAUGUAUGAUAUUCCUGCUAAAGAGAUAGCCGAAGGAUCAAUAGGUGGCUUAAAUACUGGAGAACUUUCAGCUGACGCUUGUUUUGAAUUGGGAAGGAUUGCAUAUGAAGAUGGCGACUAUUACCAUGGUUUUCAUUGGAUGGCAAUAGCGAAAGAACGACUGGAGAAAGAAAGAAAUAAAACGACAGAAAUGUCCGAUGUAUUAGAUUAUAUGGCAUGGACUGCACAUGAGCUAGAAAACGACAAACUUGCUCUGGAGCUGACGGAAGAAUUAAUAAAAUUAGUUCCAGAUCAUUUACGAGCAAAGAACAACAGACAAGAUUUUAUUGAGAGAGUCAAGAAAGCAUCCAACGACACGUCCCGUGUGAAACGUGACUUGACUAAUACAACUCACUAUGUACCAAAACCUACACCUGAGUACAAUGGGACUCCAGAAUUACGAUCAUAUAAGCGCUUAUGUAAAGGCUUGGAUGUAAAGCCUCGAGAGAAGAUGAGCAGUAUAGUGUGCAGAUAUCGACAUAACAACAACCCACGACUACUUUUGUCACCUAUAAAGGAGGAAGAGGUGUACAGGGAUGCAAAUAUGGUUCUGUUUCAUGAUAUAGCUUCGGAUAAGGAAAUGAAAAUUAUCAGAUCUUUGGCCAUACCAAAGUUAUUUAGAGCAACAGUCCACGAUCCGACAACAGGAAAACUAAUUCAUGCAAAAUACAGAAUAACAAAAACGGCAUGGUUAGAAGAUCGCGACCAUUCAGUCGUUGAAAGAGUACAAAAUAGAAUAAAAGCUGUAACAGGUCUUGAUUUGGAUUCAGCAGACUCAUUACAGGUUGCUAAUUAUGGUAUUGGUGGUCAUUACGAUCCUCAUUAUGACUUUUCAACAAGAGAUGACGAAGACACAUCUGAAUUGGAGAAAAGAGAUGGAAACAGAAUAGCUACUUUUCUUUUGUAUAUGACAGAUGUCGACGCGGGUGGUGCCACUGUUUUUCCAAUAAUAGAUGUAAGAGUACUCCCUAAAAAGGGAACCGCAGUAUUUUGGUACAAUCUUAGGAGAAGUGGUAAAGGAAUCAUGGAAACAAGACAUGCUGCUUGUCCUGUAUUAGUUGGUACUAAAUGGGUAUCCAAUAAAUGGAUUCGUACAAGAGGACAAGAAUUUAGAAGACCAUGCGGGCUUACUGAAGAUGAAUAAACUAUACAUUCCGUUUCAAGUGCAUUCAAUUUUUACGCCAAAUGGUAUAGAAUUUGUAAAAUACGUAAUUUUCAUCCAUUGGAGUAAAAAUUGUUUGAUGAUAAAAUGAUUUAUGUUGUUGAAAUAUCAAUAAAUCAUGUGUUUACACAUUAUAAAAAAAAUAACAUUAAAUUCUAGAUUGCAUGUUGUAGUUACCGGUGAACACAUGUAAUAUACAAAAAAUGAAGUGCAUCUCUCAAAUACUGCGAGAGGCAUUAUCUUAAAAACAAUAUUAUAUAAAAAGUAGAAAUUUAUCUUUUAUGCUGAUCUCAAUUUUAAAUGUGCAAUAAAAAACGAGAACAAUAUUUUAUUUUUCAUUAUUUCAUGUCAUGUGUAUUAUGUUAUUAUAAACGUUUAUCUUGUUUUUUUUUACAGUGUGAACACUAACGUCUUAAAAGCCAAUUGUAUUUUCCAAAUAGAUUUUCAAUUGUAUGCUUAACACAUAUGAGAAGUGAGUCUUGUUUCAAAUUGUGAUAAUGAUGUCCGCUGAAGCCAUAUAU